Oryctolagus cuniculus (rabbit) is the source of this 2832-nucleotide messenger RNA. It is a transcript of the gene TRARG1, whose product is annotated as trafficking regulator of GLUT4 (SLC2A4) 1. Gene Ontology annotation, cellular component: membrane. NCBI's taxonomy places the organism in Eukaryota, Metazoa, Chordata, Mammalia, Lagomorpha, Leporidae. The record is from RefSeq and is a predicted model, not a curated record.
GAGGCUGUGUGGAGCACACGCGCGUACACACACACACACACAGCGCCCUGCUCUCGCCUAAGCCUCACUGGGAAGAGGCGCAUUCUCCUCUCCGCUCUGCUCUCCGUUGCUUCCCCGCCCAUCUGUGCCGUCAGCAGCGCCAGCAAAGUUGGCCUCGAACUUGAACGGAGCUGAAGGCUCCGGCUUCCCGCGAGCUCUGCCAGGACAGCUGCAGGCCGCAGCCUCUGACCUCAGCUGGCCUUGAGAAACCCACCAGAGCCCGCUCCACGCCCAGCUGGCCCCCGGGGGCUCCUUAAGGCAUGCGUCUGCCCCGGCCCUGAAGCCCCCGUGCUGGCCUGGGUAUGGUGUGCUGACGUCCCUCUAGAACCCCUCGUCUGCACCAGCAGCCGGAGCAGCCCAAGGCCCAGCCAGCAUGGCCAACCCCGUGCAGCCUCAGUUUCCCCUGGUGCAGGAGGCGGGCUCCACCUCACCCUUGGAGCUGCCGGAGAUGGAGAAGCUCCUCACCAAGGUGGCGGACAAGGACGACAAGGCCCUGGGUCUGUCCAGGUCCCUCUCGGGGGCUCUGGACUUGGAGAAUGGCCACAGCCUGCCCUUCAAGGUGAUCUCGGAGAGGCACCGGGAGGCCUCCCUGCCCCGCUCCCCUUCCCGGGCCAGCUCCCGGCGGGCAUCCUCCAUCGCCACCACCUCCUACGCCCAGGACCAAGAAGUCCCCAAAGAUUACCUCAUCCUCGCCAUCGCCUCCUGCUUCUGCCCGGUCUGGCCCCUCAACCUCAUCCCGCUUAUCUUUUCUAUCAUGUCUCGAAGCAGCGUGCAGCAGGGGGACCUGGACGGGGCCCGGAGGCUGGGCCGCAUGGCCCGGCUGCUCAGCAUCACCUUCAUCAUCAUGGGGAUCGUCAUCAUCAUCGUGGCGGUGACUGUGAACCUCACAGUUCAUAAGAAACAAAACUAAGCAGGCGCCGUGUUAGCAGAGGCAGGCCCUGGCCGGCUGGAGCCUCUGACCCUACGCACCCCCCACACCGCGAGAGGACAGCGCGGUGACUGCCGAGUGACUGUCCCCAAGCUCCAGAGCACACACUCGGAGGGACACCCCCAAGUCACCCCACUGCCAGCCCACAUCAGAUGGGAAGAUCUGGAGGAAGAAAGGAGGGAAGGAAGGAAGGGAAAUGGACCGUGCGGCGGCCAGCGCACAUGCUGGCUCAACCUCCUGGACACUCCGCAGCGCCUCGACCCCAGUGCCUCGGCUUGUUUCUCAUCCCCACAGUUUCCUGGGAUCAACCACAAAGCCUCAACUGCCACAAAGAGGGGAAACCAGCCCCUCCCCCAACAAGACCGCCAGGGGUGGGGAAGGGCACGGAGCAGCCCCUCCCCGGCUGCGGGCCAGGAGCAAACACCUGGGACUUCAUCUUUUGUAUUUUCCUGGAGAGGGGAAGACCAGUUUGUGUCUGCUGAGAUCUCAGCCGGUGCCCGGAACUCAGAGGCGGGGACGGAGGCGACAGCCCCUCCUAAGUCCUCCAUGGCAUGAAGGACACAGAAGCAUCUCUGCCAAGGACGCUGACCCCGGUGUGGGCCCCUGGCACGAGCCAGUCAGCUUCUGCUUCCCACCUGCGCUGGAGCCUGGGGCCCAACCUGGCCAUGUGGGAAGGGGAGGUCCCUCCACAGCCUGCGGCCAAGCCAGUGAUCCCACCCAGAACGGUGCAGGGCCUGGCUCAGGUGGACACGGCUUCAGGCCCCCAGGUCAGCCCCAUCGGAGGCUCUGUGUGCGGCCUGGUGUCCCUGGCUGUCCACUAACGCCAAAGGCUUCCCCUGGAGGAUGCUUUGGGUUCACCCCCGGGGACCUCCCAUGGGCUCCCGGGCCCUUAGGGGCAUCUGUGUUGCCUGCUGGGAAUUGGGCUGACGCUCUUAGGAAAGUUUGCUGUUUGUUGGGUCUAGAGAGCCCCGAGAGAGAGCAAGGCUUGGCUGAAGGGUCCCUGGGUUUGGGCCUCCGCCCCGGUGCCUGCAGGCAGGGUCUAGGUGCCGGGAUCUCUGUCUCAGGGCCCAGGGGACAGCUGAGAGGAGCUGAGCAGAGCAUGGGCCUCCCCCUGGUUUUCAGCCCCUCGACACCUGUCUACAGGGGUGCUGGCGGGCAUCUCUCUGGGCUGAGGGGUUUGUGUCAGUGCCCAGGCCCCGGGGGGCAAACGCCAACAUUCCCUAUUCCUAAAGCAGGGUCUGGCUGGGUUUGUUUGCCAGGAGCUUUGAGACCAGAAUAGAGACCCUCGCGUCUCAUGUGACCUUGGGGUAUACUUGUCACUUGUGAGCUCCCUGGAAUUGGCCACUCAUAGGAGCUGGCUCCAGCAGGAGGGGCCCUGAGCAGUGGCUUCAGCAACCCAGGGACAAACCCUUAUGAUUCAGGGAUGGUCACAUGGGGGAACGAGGCAGGCCCGGCUGCAAUCUUCCCUCGCCACAGUCCACCCACACAGUAGGCACCCCUGGGUAUGCCCUCCCUCCACAGUUGGCACCACUGGAUACACCCUCCCCCCAACACUCUUCACACUCAAGACCCCUGCUUGGGUGAAAGCACUCGACAGGCGCCCCAGGGAGCGCUCAGCUGGAACCUUCUCCCACUCAGCAGGAGCAGCCCAGAGGCCCCAGCCUGCGUGGAGGAGCAGAGGAGGAGAGGGAGGCAGGGGCCCGCUGCCCGCAGGCCUCACCAGAGCUGGGAAGGACAGUGGCCCAGCUGCCAGCUGCAUGAACACAGGGGUCCCUGGUCGGGGCACUAUCCCCUCCCCACCCCAUCACCCCAGUGACUCUGCAUUUCGUGGCAUGGAGAGAAAUAAAGCUGAACAUACACGCUCA